GAAUCUCAGCCUGGGAUCACUCACCCAUCACACAGCCAGCUGGGGUCUCCUCACCUCGCCAUCCCAUUCCGGAUUAUUUAUACAGACCAGAGCGGACCUUGCUUUAAAAGUGCAGCUGCCUGAGCUGAGAGGUGAUAACAGGAGCUCGGGAGAUUUUUUUUUGUCUUUUUAAACUCCCGUUUCCUCUUAUACUUCGAAGGAUCUUGAGGUUUUUUUGGUGGGCGUGAAAUUUACAGCUUUUCAGCCAGGGAGGUGUCCGUUUUUGCCCCCAUCUCCUCUCCCUGUUAAUAAAAGCAGGACUUGGCCAGGCGACACAGAUGACUUCCACCCAUAAGGAUCCGGAGUUUGACUUACAGCAGGGGGACCAUGACCCAGAUCGAAACGUCAGCCCGCAAGAGGAGUUCGACUUCUCGAUAUUAUUCGAUUAUGAUUAUGAUUACUUGAAGUGUACAGAAGAAGAAUCGACUCCUUCACAUAAAACCAACAGCCCACCCACUGGAGUUACAUACCCUCAUGAUGAUGUCUUGGACUAUGGCCUCAAGCCAUACAGCCCCUUGGCUUUUCCUAGUCUUUCUGCAGAUCACAUGGGCAGAUAUGGACAGCCAGAUAGCAUAGGGUCAAAAUGCAACUUGGACCCUGUAAAGCCUGGGGCCUCUGCUUUGAGCCCUAGGAUUGAGAUCACUCUAUCCAAUGAACUGACUAAUUCAAGGGUUCCCUUGCACAGCAGAGACACAGAUCUUUUGGUAGAACAUCAGUCCAACUCAGCCACCGCUAGCCCAAGGUUUACACUGCCUGUCCCUGGCCAUGAGGGCUACAGAGAACCGCUGUGUUUGAGCCCAGCUAGUAGCGGCUCAUCUGCAAGUUUCAUUUCAGAGACAAAUUUCUCUCCUUACACAUCACCAUGUGUUUCACCAAAUAAUGGCCCUAGUGAUGACCUUUGUCCACAGUUUCAAAACAUCCAUACUCAUUAUUCCCCUAGAACCUCGCCAAUAAUGUCACCACGAACAAGCAUCACGGAGGAUACCUGCUUGGGACCACAUUCACCAUCACCCCGUCCCAACUCAAGGUCGUCAUCGCCAGGUGCAAAACGGAGGUACUCUUGCACUGAGCUCUGCAACACUCAGCCGCCUUCCACUUCUCCACGACAGUCAAGGACCCCUUCGCCACAAGCCUCUCCUCACAUCCCUUUGAGAGAAGACAGCUCUUUGCUCACUUACACACAGUUGCCCAGCUCUUCUAGUCUCAUGGAUGCUAUGAACAACCUUAGCACGGAUCCUCCCUGUGGUGUUCCCAUGAAAAUUUGGAAAACCAGCCCUGAUCCCCCAUCAGUGCCUUCCCACAAAAACAGCAUUCCAUGUCACGUCUUUCAGACCGUUGAUUACCUUGGGCCUUGUGAUCAGGAAGACAGGAGAAACUCAGCACCUGAAUCCAUUUUGUUAGUACCUCCGUCUUGGCCAAAGCAGCUGGUGCCUGCAAUACCCAUCUGCAGCGUACCUGUUGCAUCCCUCCCACCUCUUGAGUGGCCACUCUCCAAUCAGUCUGGCUCUUAUGAAUUGCGCAUUGAAGUGCAGCCAAAACCUCACCAUCGGGCACACUAUGAAACAGAGGGGAGUCGAGGGGCAGUCAAAGCACCAACGGGGAGCCAUCCUGUGGUCCAGCUUCAUGGUUACAUGGAGAACAAACCCCUGGGUCUUCAGAUCUUCAUUGGGACAGCCGAUGAACGGAUACUUAAACCUCAUGCUUUCUAUCAAGUCCAUCGCAUUACGGGCAAAACUGUUACCACCACCAGCUAUGAGAAAAUCAUAGGCAACACCAAAGUUCUAGAGAUCCCCCUGGAGCCCAAAAACAACAUGAGAGCAACCAUUGACUGUGCGGGGAUUUUGAAGCUGAGGAACGCGGACAUCGAACUGCGGAAGGGGGAGACGGACAUUGGUCGGAAGAACACCAGGGUGCGGCUUGUCUUCCGUGUGCACAUCCCUGAAUCCAGUGGCAGAAUAGUCUCUUUGCAAGCGGCAUCUAAUCCCAUCGAAUGCUCCCAAAGAUCUGCUCAUGAGCUUCCAAUGGUUGAAAGACAAGAUAUUGAGAGCUGCCUAGUUUACGGUGGACAGCAGAUGAUCCUGUCUGGUCAGAAUUUCACAGCAGAGUCUAAAGUUGUAUUCACUGAGAAGACGUCAGAUGGUCAGCAGAUCUGGGAGAUGGAGGCGACAGUGGAUAAAGAUAAGAGCCAACCUAGCAUGCUUUUUGUAGAGAUACCAGAGUAUCGGAACAAGCACAUCCGUACACCUGUGAAGGUGAAUUUCUAUGUCAUCAAUGGGAAAAGAAAAAGAAGUCAGCCACAGCAUUUUACCUAUCACCCAGUACCAUCAAUCAAAACAGAGCCCAUUGAUGACUAUGAUCCAGCUUUAAUCUGCAAUGCAGUACACAGUGGUCUGGGAACAGUAACACAGCCUUACUAUUCACAGCACACAAUGGUCACCGAAUCCCCUUCCUGUCUUGUGGCCACUAUGGCUUCCUGCCAGCAGUUGCAUUCAGGCCUGUCUUCUACUGAUUCCCGAUAUCAUCAGCAGAACCCAGCAGCUGUAAUAUACCAAAGAAGCAAAAGUCUCAGUCCUAGCCAACUAGGCUACCAGCAGUCCAGUUUGAUGGCCACACAGGUUUCCAUUUCAGAUGCACACAGGUCAGUGCUGGUGCAUGCUGGUUCCCCAGGCCAAACCUCAGCUGUGCUCCACCAUUCUCCAGCCAGUCAACAAUCUUCUCCCGUGAUUCACUAUUCUCCAACCAAUCAGCAGCUGAGGUGUGGAAGCCAUCAAGAAUUCCAGCAUAUCAUGUGCUGCGAAAAUUUUACCUCUAAUGUAGCAAGACCCAGCCAGCCUCAGGUCAGUCAAGCACAAAGGAUAAGUCCAAGUUCAUAUCCUACCGUGAUUCAGCAGCAGACAGCCACCAGCCAGAGAGCAGCAAAAAAUGGACCGCCCGUUAGUGAUCAGAAAGAAGUGUUACCAGCCGGAGUCACUAUUAAACAGGAACAGAACCUGGACCAAGCAUAUCUGGAUGAUGAGCUGAUAGAUACACACCUUAGCUGGAUACAAAACAUUAUAUGAAACAGAAUGACUGUGAUCUUUGAUCCAAGCAAUCAAAGUAAAAGUUAAUGAAAUUAUCAGGAAGGAGUUUUCUGGACUCCCUGCCAGAAAUCAGACGUAGAAGAAGAGAUUUGUGAGACAACUUUUACUGAAUCCUUCCAUAACUGACCUGUUUAGAUCCUUCCACUGCCCCUUCAA
Molecule: messenger RNA, 3275 nt
Organism: Mauremys reevesii (Reeves's turtle)
Lineage: Eukaryota; Metazoa; Chordata; Testudines; Geoemydidae
Gene: NFATC2
Product: nuclear factor of activated T cells 2
Exons: 11
Coding region: 318-3098 (926 amino acids)
Biological process (GO): cytokine production; calcineurin-NFAT signaling cascade; regulation of transcription by RNA polymerase II
Cellular component (GO): transcription regulator complex
Molecular function (GO): RNA polymerase II cis-regulatory region sequence-specific DNA binding; transcription factor binding; DNA-binding transcription factor activity, RNA polymerase II-specific
Source: RefSeq, a predicted model, not a curated record